AUGCGUUUCUCCGCUUUUGCCUUCGCCUCGGCCGCUCUGGCUACCCUGGCUUCUGCCUACACCACUCCAAAGGGUGACGCCCCUGAGGGCAACCCUAUUACCAAGCCGGGGUUGAACGAACUUGUCCCCGCUGGCACUCAGUACGAGAUCACCUGGAACCCCACCACCGAUGGCACCGUCAGCUUGGUCCUUCUGCGCGGCCCUUCCACCGACGUAGUGCCAAUGUAUGCUAUCGCCGAGAAGAUCGACAAUAGUGGAAAGUUCUACUGGACGCCGAAGGAUGACCUCCAGCCUGAUACUACUCACUAUGGUCUCGAGAUCAUUGACGACGCAACCGGCCAGUACCAGUACAGCACUCAGUUCGGCAUCAGCAACAAGCAGUACAGCGGCUCGUCCUCAUCUUCGUCAUCCGCGGCUGCAAGCUCUGCUGCUCCUUCAUCCACGCAAGCCCCAACUGGCGCUGCUUCUGCUACCAACACCUUCGUCACCUCCAGCACUGGAACUGCCGCUCCCUUCACCUCGAGCACCGGCUACCCGCUCGCCAAUUCGACUUCGUCCUAUGGCGCUCAGUCCACCUUCAAGACCAUGCCCAGCGCAAGCGCGACUGGAGCUAAGAACGGCACUGCUCUCCCCACCGGCGCUGCUGGCCGGAUGGCCAUGAACUUCGGCGGUGUUGUGCUCGGUGCCGGUGCUGCUAUCGCCAUGGCGUUGUAA
Molecule: messenger RNA, 714 nt
Organism: Xylona heveae TC161
Lineage: Eukaryota; Fungi; Ascomycota; Xylonomycetes; Xylonales; Xylonaceae
Exons: 1
Coding region: 1-714 (237 amino acids)
Source: RefSeq, a predicted model, not a curated record